GGCGGCGACGGCGGCGGCGGCGGCGGCGCGGAGCCUGAGCGGGGCAUGAGGCGGCCGCGGCGGCCCAGCGGCGGAGCCGUGUAGCGGAGACGAGCGGCGGCCCGCGUCCCUGCCUCCCUCGGCGUCGGCGGGGGCGCGCGCGCGGCCCCCACCCCCCCGCCACCGCUCUCCUCGGCGACCCGCACCGCACCCCCCACCCGCGCCCGGACCAUGAUGAAGCUCAAGUCGAACCAGACCCGCACCUACGACGGCGACGGCUACAAGAAGCGGGCCGCGUGCCUGUGCUUCCGCAGCGAGAGCGAGGAGGAGGUCCUGCUCGUGAGCAGUAGCCGCCAUCCAGACCGAUGGAUUGUUCCUGGAGGAGGCAUGGAGCCCGAGGAGGAGCCGAGCGUGGCGGCGGUCCGAGAAGUGUGUGAGGAGGCUGGAGUAAAAGGGACACUGGGAAGAUUAGUUGGAAUUUUCGAGAACCAGGAGAGAAAGCACAGGACAUACGUGUAUGUGCUCAUUGUCACAGAGGUGCUGGAAGACUGGGAGGACUCGGUCAACAUUGGAAGGAAGCGGGAAUGGUUUAAGAUAGAAGACGCCAUGAAGGUGCUGCAGUUCCACAAGCCGGUGCAGGCGUCCUACUUCGAGACGCUGCGGCAAGGCUACUCGGCCAACAACGGCACCCCGGUGGUGGCGCCCACCUACUCCGUCUCCUCCCAGAGCUCCAUGUCGGGCAUCAGAUGACUGAGGACUCCUGUCCGGGGAGCGGGAACCUAGACUGACGUGCAGACCUCCCCUCUCCCGCGCCCGCCUCCUCCCGGCCUCUCAGUAAGGCAUGACAGGCCGCAGAGAAAGGGUUCAUUGAUACGUAGCUGUUUGGUGUUAAGUGACGGGGCUUUUUCUUCUCUUUUUACCAAGGGGGGUGGGUGUGUAAUUUGUAAGUACUUUUGUGCAUGAUCUGCCCCUCCCCUCCACACCCCUGCACCUCUCGGGAGGGGAGCCCCGCGCCUUCCCUCUGCCUUGGAUCCGGAGAUGUUCCUGUUUGCAUCACCCCAGACCUAGCCAGACAGACAUUUCUUUUUGAUUUUUAAUUUUUUUUUUUUAAUUCAAAGAUACCAAGAGCAGAUGAAACCUUUCAAGAAUUUCUCCUGUGGUGUACUGUCUAAUAGGUUGGUGACUUUCCUUGCAGUAUCCAUUUAUCUACACAUUAUAUACUUGGCAUAUAAUAUGUAAAUAAAUGACAGAGAAGGAAUUUAAUUUUUUUUUUGUCUGCUUUUUUUUUUUUUAAGGAGGGGUGUUGCUGAAAUUGAGAGCUUGGCUCAUAAUUAAUCUUUUUUUUUUUUUUUGGUGGGGGGUGCUAGGAACGUUUCUGUGUCCUUUCUCUUUACCACAGCCAUUGGUUGUCAUUAUUUGGGUUAGAGAAAGACUUGAGCUCACUUCAUAUUGCCCCCAGGACUCAUGGCCUUCUCUUCCUGUAGCUGUUUCCAUGCCAAUAAAGAAAUAGGAAGAAACCUAUUUUCUUUUUAUUACCAAGCCAGAAGCUAAUGGCCUCGGCCCAGAUCCAGGGAGACAGUGAUAGGACUGAAUUCCUCCAGAGAUGCCGGAGUAGGGGUCCGGCCUGGGCUCCUGGGAUGCUGGCCUGAGAAGCCGAGCAGCGAGCACUGUCUCCAUCCUGGUGGUUUGGGACUUUUUCCCCGAUGCUGUUUAUUGCCGACGCCGGUCUCUCUCCUUCUGCAUCCAUGACCGCACCGUGCAGGCCUGGAGGCGUUCCCGGGCUGGGGAGCGCCCAGGGCUCUUGGCAGGAGCAGCCCCGCAGCCUCACCCCUGUCCUGGUACCCAGAUGCAGUUCCUGAGAAGUAUGUGGGAGGGGAAACCCGGGUGUUUGCGUGUCUUUGUAAUGUUCCAGCCCCUUGUGAUCGCACCACAGAGCAUGCUCGGAAACACUCAGGGUGUCUCCUGCCCGGAAGUGCACGGCCCAGCCUCUGCCAGGGGGCGGGCCCGGAGAAGGCACAGUCAUUACCGGCAUGGCGACGCGAUGCAUCCAUCGGGUCUCUGCAGAAUGCCUUAGUUUUGCUAGAUGCUUCCUGCGGCUUUGUUUGCCAAUUGCCUUGUUUAGUUGGGAAGCAGAAAAGGCCUUGGUGGGGCGGGGGCCGUUUAGGGUGCUGACAGUGGGGGGGGUCCAUGACUUGAAGCCAGGAGCCUGUCGGUGCCUCUCAGUGGCAUCACCUGGGGCAAACCAUAGCCAAGAUGUGACAUUUAAAUCGUAGUUCUCUUUAUUUAAAAAUUCUAAUAAAUACUCGAAUUUUGGAAAGGUUUUGCUCUUCACUCCCUCUAAAAGAAAUAAUUGUGUGUCUCUCUGGUAGGCCUGCCAGACAGUGCUCAGCGUUUUGGUGGGGAACUUUGAAGUCUGUCACACACUGUCCGCUUGCAUCCUCUCCCCUCUCGGUCCUGGGACAUAAUCCAAGGCAGUGCCGCUGUCUCCUUCGGACCCCUCCCAGCCUCAGAGCGAGAUCGUACCCCGAGUCAGGUCCCUGUGACGAGGUGGAGGUGGAGCAGGGGACUGGAGCCCAGUGGCCACUUGCCAGCCACAUGCCUCACGUAAGGCAGACAGCUGCUGCUUGCUGCCGCUUUAGAGCAUUUUAAGGCUCUUUCCAAAUAAAGGGAAGUAAAUCCAACUAAAGGCUACGUGGACUCAAAAGCCGCAUUCUCCCAGAUAAAUUCUACCUAAACGGAAGGGAUGAGCACAGUAUGCAGGGAAACAGUCGCGUUCCUGUGGAAGGCGCAGGGGAAGCAAGCCUGUGAGCUGUGUGUCUCUAAGGGCCUGGGGAGGCUCUCCCGGGGCCAGGCCACCAGCCCACCCCCCUGCCGGGCCCGGUCGGGAUGGUGGUUGGCGUCCUUGGGCCCGGCGAGUGCACUGUGCCAGGACAUCCCUUUCAGCGACAUGAAUGGAGCCCGCCCUGCAGCGAGCCGGAGAGACUGUGCGGGCGCUUCAUGGCCGGCACAAGGAGGUUCUGUCUGAGCCCAGCAUUGUUGAGGCUGGUGCUGGCUUUUGUUGCAGUGAACUUCUCGGGGCCCGAGGUCAGUGCCUGGCACCACGAGCGCCAGGGCUGUCUCUGCUAAUGCGGAGUCUUGGUCCCGCUGUGACACGUGAUGGGGGCUCCCGGUGACUGUCCCCUUGAUCUCUCGCCCAAGAAGCCCGGGGCAGCGAGGGAAAGCACAGACAGGCCUCCUGGCAGAGGCGCUCACUGGCCCGGCGGCCCAGCGUGUGUCCGUAGCUUCCUGUCUUCCCCGCGGUGAACUCGCGGGGUCUGGGUCCUGGUUGCUCCGAGAGUGUGGGUCAGAUGCCACAGCUCUCAGAUACUUGUGAACGGGAAUUGUGUUCCCCACCCCCCUCCCGAUUAAAGCCCCUGAGGAAGCCCCCAUCAUGCUCUCAUAGCGCUUUCGGACCCGGACGCAGGUGGGUGUGCGUGUAUAAGAGUAAGAGAGGGGCUGGGGCCGCAGGAUCUUGGCUUUUUCGCACUCCGUGUGACAGGCUGGAGGGAGGCUGCCGUGGCUGAGUCUGGUCCUGAAGCAUCUGCCGUCUCAGCUCCCCACAGCCCGAGGGUGCCUUGUCCCUGAGGCCAUGGGAGGGAUGGAGGAGUCUGGGGUACCCCCGCCCCAUGAGGCUGCAGAGGCCUGGGGGUCCACCUUGCAUAGUGUCUCGGACCCUCCUGGAGUUCAGGGCACCGACCUCACCCCUUGUGGUACAGCAGUUUUGUAAAUGGUUGCAGGUUCUUUCGUGGCCAAAAAAAAAAAAAAAUUGCUUUCUGUUUUGAUGUUAGGGAUAACAUGUAGGUCUCUUAGGCUCGCUUAGAAGGAAGCAGGUUCCUCUCCUUCCCCUGCACGUUCCCCUGCCCCAGCCCUGCACGCUGUUCUUGACCUGGUAGUUGUGUUCUCACCGUGCUUUUGUCCGUCUCCCCACCUGAGCUGCUCCUCCACAGCUGAGUGAGAGCCGAAUCCCAUUAUUCUUUCACACCAAGGACGUGACGAUCACAGCCUGGGUUUUGCCACGUUGUCUGCGAUGCUGGUGUUUCUGAAGCGUUCUUUAGGGCCGUCUUCACUGGACAUUGACUCAGAAUAAAAAGAAAUCCUUAUACCCCGAUGGGAUGGAUCAUUGCGUCAAGAGAAAUGGGGGUUAGCUGCCAUUGCUAAUUCUGGCUUCAGCCUGAUCCCACCGGCAGUUGACAGAAAUAGAGGGACACAGCAGACGGUUCCCACAGGCGACACUGGGGAGAAGAGAGGAUGAGCCAGUGGCGAGUCCACAAGACAGACGGCUCUCUGGCUCAUGUUCAGGGAGUCACAGGACCCCGCAGUUCUGCGCCCAGAGGGCUGCUGGUGUUUCUGGAGCCUGCCGCACCGGGCCUUGGCCCACAGCUGUAGGAGGCGUCCUGCUGGUGAUGCACUGACCUCCGGGGGGAAGCACGCAUCCCUCGUGACCUGGCUGUCCAGGAGAGCCGUUUCUCGGUCUCUGUAGGCCUCACCUUCCGCAGUGAGACUUUGCAGAUGUUCAGGUCAAGCGUGAACAGGGGAGCGUGGCCUGAGAUCCAUGGGCCGAGUGACCGUGCAGCAGGGAGGGUCCAUGCCUUGCACGCGGCCAGCCUGGGUCUGAGUCCCGGCACCCCGUAUGUUCCCCUGGCCCUGCCGGCAGUGAGUCCCUGUGAAUGUGCAGCAGUAAGCCCCACGCACUGCCAGAUGUGGCCUCCAAACAAAGAUAGCUUCUGUGUGUGAUGACACCCCGGGCCCCACACCACUAGGGAGGCCCCAAAAUAGUCAUUUCUUCAUGCCUCGGGCUGACUUGUGGUGCCCGGGGCCGGCGGGAAGUGUUGGCACCAUCCCCCAAAGGCCCGAGGCCUUUCACGAGGGCAGCUCACCUUUCCUCUGAGUUUCUUUUCAGGGCACCUCAUCAGAACACCCGGAGAAUUCUUGCCCCUUCCAGCUAACCACACGCUUGCCCGCCUAGUCCCCUGCCGCAGAGGUGGCCGGCCAGCCUCCCGACUCCCGGCACCUUCCAGAAGGGAGCAGUUUCCUUCUGCAAAGGUUUAGCUGUGGGCGGAGCCCCCAGCACACACCCCUCGCUGGAGUCUCCUCCGGCCUGAGGCCCCUUUGCAGCAGGAGUCUUGGGAAUCUUGUGGAGAAAGGCAGCGGGUGCCUCCUCGGCCCCAUGCCCGGCCCUGGACUGUCCCCGCCUGUCCUUGCAUGGCAGAAGCGGGGGAAGCUGGUCUGUGAGUGAGAUGCCGGGAGGCGCCUGCCUGCUGCCUCCCCGAGCAGCCGUCCCCUCUUCCCUCCGUCUCCCGCCGGAGAGGGCCUAGGCACGGGGUCGGCCUCUCACCCCUGGGGGGGAGGCCCCACUCCCCGACUCCAUGGCCCGGUGCCAUCAGGGGUACAUUCCUGACCAAGGCCAAGAACAGGGGGCCCAGCGCCAGGAAUGGGAGCCGGUGGGCUCCGGUGUCCCCGGGGGCAGACCUGAAGCGAGGUCUUGGGGAGCCUCCAGGCACCGGGGGGCAGUGAGGCCUGGAGGGUGGGGGGCUGCUCAGCAGGCAGCGGGCGUGGGCUUCUAGGAAGGUAGCUGCUCUGGGGGGCUAGAGGCAGCGGAGCCUGGGCGGGCAAAGCCCCUCUCCACCCCUUCUGAUUGGUGCUCAGGGCCCAAGGGGACACGCCCCCGGUUGGGCCUGAGAACUCCACCCCUUCCUACCCAGGGAUGGACAGGUGUGUCGCUUAGGGCACAGGUGCAUGCCUGAGCCCCGUGGCCAGCUGUGGGGUGUUGCAUUUUGUAGCUAGGAAAAGGGUUUGGUGUCUCGUGCCCGAGAGACAGGUGCGUGUGGCUCUCUAGUGCCGCUUUCCCGCUCUCGUGUCGUGCCAGUUAGAAGGCUGGCCAGGUGGUGCCCCGCUCAGAGAUGGCCGCUGCUGUGCCGUGAGCGCCCUGGCCCGGCCCAUGAUGACCCCCGAGCACAGGGCAGGAGCAAGCUCUGAGUACCAGCACGUGUGACCAAGGCCCGAAGGAAUCGCAGUGGUGGAGCUGUGGUCUGAGUCUGUCAGAGCGUCUCGGACACGGGACCCCAGCUCCCAAGGGCAGGGGGCAGGCCCCGCCGUGCCCGGGCUCCUGGGGGUGGCAUUGGGGCUAAGAGGGUAGCUUGCUCCGGCUCCUCCCGUGACCCGCCGAGCCUCAGCGCAGGGACUGUCUGCGCUUCUCCCGCCACGGGCCUUCACGGGGGGCGGUGGGGGGCAGGGGGGCGCCUCCUGCGCAGCGGCAGCAGGAGUUUCCGGGGAGCCCCUUCCGCUUGGGCAGAGUAGCGAGGGUGUAGAGUUGACCUUUUCCCCAGAGACACUCUGAGGCCCCCCGGCCCCUUCCCUCUACUCCCGUUCUUAGCUGAGUCUCAGAGGGCCCGGGCACCUCUAGCCUGUCCCGAUGCCACGGUGCCCUGCGCGCCCCCCUUCCGUGUACCAGAGAGGCAGACACAGCCGGAGCCGCGGCACAGCGGGGAGGGCGCCUGCCUUGCACGUGGCCUGCCCGGUUCCAUCCAGCACUUCCUGUGGCCCCCGGUCCCCACCAGGAGUGACCCCUGAGUUCAGAGCUGGCAGUAGGCCCCGAACACAAAGGACAACAGCAGCAGCAAGGGCCUUUGGCAGCCGCGCCCCUGCUGGCUUUGGCGGCGCGGGCACACGCACAGCCGUGCCUUUCGCGGUGCUGGAGACAUCCAGGGCGCACCGGGCUGAGCACCCUCCUUGGAGAGGCAGGAGGAGUGAGCCCCCCAGAGGGCACCCGGGCGGGCGUGUGCGCCGAGGGGGGUGGGGACCCGUGACCCCCUCGCCCUGCGCGUGUGCGCUGGAACCCGCGGCUGCGAGGUCGUGUUGAACGUUUCUUCCGUUUCUGAAGCCACCUUGCUCGGUAUUGCAUGGAAGGUCAAGUUCCCCCCCGCCCCCCCUCCCCUCUGGGGGCCCCUUGCCCCCCCCCCGCCCUCCCGCCAGCCUCAGAAGGAAGCCACACCACACUGCAGGGUCUGAGGGCGUGGACUCGGGGCUGAUGGAGGAAGCUGAGGUUUCCUGGCUUCCCUUCUCAGGGUGUCGGCUCGUGGGGGAGUCUGGGGGGGGCCGGGCCGAGGCAGGCGCGGAGCUGUGACCCCACUCUCCCCUCUCUGACCAGCCUGCCGUGUGGCCACAGGGAAGCGAUCCGGAUAGACCCCACACCCCCGCCCCCUCCCGCUCCUUUUGUAAAGCAAACGCUCCCACCUGUGAGUGUGCUGUUCCUUCCCGCCUGUUCAUCGUUUCCCCCUCGGGAGUCGUGUGGGAGGGGAGGGCGUUGGAACUGUAGGUUGUAAUCUUGUGCCAACCAAUAAAAACCAGUAUUUCACACACA
Sorex araneus (European shrew) is the source of this 7378-nucleotide messenger RNA. It is a transcript of the gene NUDT3, whose product is annotated as nudix hydrolase 3. Gene Ontology annotation, cellular component: cytoplasm; nucleus. Gene Ontology annotation, biological process: adenosine 5'-(hexahydrogen pentaphosphate) catabolic process; diadenosine hexaphosphate catabolic process; diadenosine pentaphosphate catabolic process. Gene Ontology annotation, molecular function: bis(5'-adenosyl)-pentaphosphatase activity; bis(5'-adenosyl)-hexaphosphatase activity; endopolyphosphatase activity. The record is from RefSeq and is a predicted model, not a curated record. The coding region runs from base 211 to 729 and encodes 172 amino acids. Lineage: Eukaryota; Metazoa; Chordata; Mammalia; Eulipotyphla; Soricidae. The transcript has 5 exons.